Eublepharis macularius is the source of this 8879-nucleotide messenger RNA. RefSeq names its product immunoglobulin superfamily member 10 (gene IGSF10). The transcript is spliced from 6 exons. The coding region runs from base 1 to 7947 and encodes 2648 amino acids. Lineage: Eukaryota; Metazoa; Chordata; Lepidosauria; Squamata; Eublepharidae. The record is from RefSeq and is a predicted model, not a curated record. Gene Ontology annotation, molecular function: protein binding. Gene Ontology annotation, cellular component: extracellular region.
AUGAUGUGUGCUAUUGUUCUGUUUUCUAAGGUUGCGAGGGAUGCUGAUUUAGGAUUGUCACGCAGGAGACAAGCAAUGGGCAAGCCUGCCUUACUGGGAUUUCUCUUUGGUUUCUGCUUUGCUGCCCUCGCUGGUAGCAGUGCCUGUCCCAAGCUCUGUGCCUGCUACGUACCAACUGAAGUACAUUGCACUUUCCGAUAUUUCUCCUCCAUCCCACCGCAGAUUUCCCAAGAAGUGGAACGCAUCAAUUUAGGUUACAACAGUUUGGUUAAACUGACUGAAACAGAUUUUUCUGGCCUGGAGAAGCUGGAGUUGUUGAUGUUGCACAGUAAUCAGAUACAUACAAUCCAGGACAGGACAUUCUCUGAUUUACGUUCGUUGCAGAUCUUAAAAAUGAGCUAUAACAGAGUGAAAGUUGUUCAAGCAGAUACUUUUCAUGGUCUCACAAGUUUGGUACGUUUGCACAUGGAUCAUAAUCAAAUCGAAUUUGUAAGCCCCAAAGCUUUCUAUGGUCUUACAUCACUGAGGCUGGUCCACUUGGAAGGAAAUGUACUUAAACAACUUCACCCAGACACUUUUGUCACCUUACGCUACAUCCGAAUAUUCAAAACGUCCUCCAUAAAGCAUAUCUACUUGUCUGACAACUUCCUUACUUCACUGCCACAAGAUAUUUUCUCUUACAUGUCUGAGCUAGAGAGCCUCUAUCUUCAUGGAAACCCCUGGACUUGCGAUUGUGCACUGAAGUGGUUUGCUGAGUGGGCAGAACAUCAUAAAGAUGUUGUAAAGUGCAAAAAAGACAGAGGCCCUUCUGGAACUCUGCAAUGUCCAUUGUGUUCCAGUCCCAAGAAUUGCAAAGACAAACCGUUUGUGGAGAUUCCAUCUCCAGAUUUCAAUUGUGUUAAACCAACCAUUGACCCAGUCUUAAAAUUCAAGAACAUUACUGUGCCAGAUGAUGGUGACUUCACUAUAGUCUCUUCCAAGGAUUUUAUUGCUCCCAUAGGAUCUAUCAUGUUAAACAUGACAGACCAAGCAGGGAAUCAAGCCAGCUUGGUUUGCAGUGUGCAAAAGCCUACAAAGAUGCCCCCUGUCCAGCUUGAAAAAAAUGACAACACAGUACUUGAGGCAUCCUUAUCAACAUUUCUCGUGUGCAGCAUCGACUAUGAGCACAUUCAGCAACUGUGGAGCAUACUGGCCCUGUACAGUGAUUCCCCAUUAAGACUGAAAAGGGAUCUCUUACUGACAAAAGUGCCUUAUAUCAGUUACAAAUACAAGCAGAUGGAUUCUGAAAAUGAAGACAUUUUCACAAAUAUAGAAGCCGAAAUGAGAGCUGAACCUGCUUGGCUGAUGCAGGGCCUUGUUUCAUUGCAAUUAGACAGGACAGCAACCACACUCAACACUUUGCACAUUCAAUAUUCAGUGGAUGCUCGAAUCACCCUUCCAGUUAUUGCUUCCCCAACUAAAAUACAAAAUUGGGCUCUGAUGUUAAGAGUCAAUAGUACAAGGACUGAACACACUGUUUUGGCAGGCCAGUCUGUGGAACUGGACUGUCAGGCACUGGGUGAUCCUACUCCUAUAAUUGAAUGGGUAUUGCCCGAUGGUAGCAAAGUUAGAGCCCCAUAUGUUAGUGAAGAUGGGAGAAUUGUGAUAGCAAAAACUGGCAAGUUUAUAUUACGCACAGCUGAUAACUUUGACACUGGAGUUUAUCACUGUAUAGGAACCAAUUAUGACGAUGCAGAUGUCCUGUCUUUUAGGAUUACUGUGAUUGACCCUUAUAUGGAACACAACUAUGUAAACGGACGUCAGCUGUCAGCAUUUUUAGGUGAAACGUUAUUCCUUCCGUGCCAGUCUGUGGGUGUCCCAGAUGCAUCUGUCAAUUGGGUCUUACCCGAGCAUGUAGUUCUUCAUGAUUCUUCAAGGACCAAAAAACUUUUUCACAAUGGUACGUUAAAAAUACAGCUGACAAAUGACCGUGACGGUGGCUACUACAAGUGUAUAGCAGCCAAUCAGUAUGGUGUUGAUUUUUUGGUACAUGAAGUACUAGUUAAAAAAAAUUCAAGCAGGUCACAAAAACUAGAGGAUCAUGAAGAGGCAGCCGAAGGCUCAGGCAAUGGAGAACUUGAUAUUAUUGCCAGAACACAAAGCCCUCCUUCUGCAGUGCCUCACGAAGCAGCCAGACGGACAGCUACUGAAGUUUUGCUUACAAACCAUCCCAAGCUGAAGAGAACUAAUAUUAAAUACAGAGAAAUUUAUAAGCACAACAGGGACAAGAUGACCAGACGGUUUCGAGGACACAGAAAACAAUUCAGUCCUUCCACCAGGAGAAUCGAUCCAUUGCGUUGGGCAGCAUUUUUAGAAAAAACAAAGAAUAUCACACUGCCAAGAAAACAUGAAAAUGCCAUGACAAAGCCAACGGUGAAAGUCCUUCUGUCCUCAAAGACUUCAGAAAAUGAAAGGGAGCUGUCUGGAGAAAUACCUCCAGAGGAAGAAUUUCUGCUACUAGUGACUAAAAGACCUGCAAUGUACAUGCUGGGGGAAGCAUCAGGAAGUGUAGUGACAGCAGAACCUGGAAGUAUAUCAAGUAAUUUCCACUCUACGGCAGCAUUUGGCAUAGCCAUGGAAACUGUAACUCCAUUAGGCACUCCGAUGGUUACUCAUUCUGAGGGGUUAAGAAGCCAGGAGUCAUAUACAGAACUUAAGCCUGAAGUUACCAGAGGAUCUUUAGAAGCAUUGCAACCAGCACCUACUAGUAUGGGAUCAUCAAGUCCAUCAUCUUACCUGCCUAGUAAUGCAACAGACCUACUGAACACUUUCCCUUCCAGGGAAAAUGAUUUGCACUUAAAAAUGACACCAACAGUAACACCAGCCAUGCAGAUUACUAGGAAUACCAGCCCUGUGACUUCCCAUCGUGUUACUAAAAAGACAAAUUUAUUUGUAGAAUCCACUGAUAAAACAUCAAGAAAAUCAAAUCAUCAGACCUCUGUAGUGACAGUAACGGCACCAGAUGAUCUAUUUGGACAUAUUUAUGUUUACAGUUCUCAAAAAAUAACAACCCCGCAGUUGCCUGCAGGCUCAACCAUUGUUACUCAUCAGCGGAUUAAGAUAGUUAGGGAUACUACACCUCGUGUUCCCCUCUCCAGACGAUAUGGCAGACGGAAGAAGACCUUUGCUAGAAGACGAAUAGUUAGACCUGAUCAUAUUCCAAACAAGGCAGGACACAGAUUUGCUUUUAUUCAGCCAAGAAUUGCUAAAGAAAGUACAACGCUGCCUCCUCCUGUAAAAGUGAACACUUCUACCUUGACUCCGCCAAACAAAUCCCACGAAAACGUUACAUUCCAAGUACCUAUUGCCUCUUCAUUUAGAACACAUCAUCCUGAAGCAACAACUGUAAAUCCAAUCGUGACAAUCUCUUUCAAUCCAGGAAACAAGCCUGUCACAGCUGAAGAGCAUACAACUUCCACCGCAAUUCCCUUCUAUCCUGAAAAUACCCAAAUUGUACCACAAAGACAAGGGGAAACUUCUGUUCCAUUACAUACAAUUACUGAUACAUAUUCAUCAUUUAGCAGUAGUUUGCCAGUGGAGACCAUCCAUACCCCUAGUGUUGCCCUGGAAUCUACAUUUACCACAGGCCGUGCUUCACUUUCAAAUAUUAAAUCCAUUCAUCCUACUCUUAGUGCACACUUAUCUCCCAGUGUUUCUGCAGGGAAAAUUUUUUGGCAUGUUCCAAAUUUCUUUCGAAGUAACCAUUUUCAAAAAGAACUAUUGGAAAAGCAACCCAGACUGAGGACAAGUGAAGAACCCUCACCCAAAGAACCUGUUACAUCUUCCCAAACUACAGGAACGAUACCAACUUUAAGAAGUUUGCCAGUACAUGUAACUGCUGUUUCAAAACAGGAGAACCAAACUGAUGGUCUCAGAAAUCUCAUCCUCCCCGUAAGUGACAGCACUGGGCUUGAAGAGCAUGCUCCCACUCGACCACUCAACGUUACAGAAUCACCAACUUUAGCCUCUCUCCCCAGUCUGGCAGCUCCUUUAAGCAAGGACAUUCAUGGCACAAGCAUCAAGCCAGUUCUGACUCCACCGACUGCUGUUCAUGUUAAAACAAAAGUUUCUAGAAUCAGAGUGCUAAGACCUGGAAGGAGAAAUCAAAGGAGGAAGAGGCCUCUGAGACGGUUAAUGCCUCCACAGAAAAACAUUACUGUCAAUGCUUAUUUGUCCAAAGGAACUGGGGCUUCACCUAGUUUAGCAGCAGAUAAAAAGGUAACCGAGUCCAUUCUGCCGAAAUCCACUGAACUACAUUCUAGAUACAGUGGUAGAAACAUACUAGCAACUACUCUACAACUCCCAAUUCUCCACACAGCCAGUACAAUCAGAGGUACCUCCACAAGCGCCCCUCAGCUAUUAACAAGGAAUACCACGGCUGAAAAUUUUCUCUCUACUAAGCUACCAGUGUACAGUGGACCUUCUCAAAAACCUGCCAUUGCAAUCCCUCUCACACUAUCAUCCUUGAAUAUUUCAAGCAUUACCACAGUACUAUCAGCCACAUCCUUGUUAACACCGGAGUCUACCGAGCUAACACAGACAACAUCUGUAGCAAAUAAGGAAUUAUACCAAAACACAAGAAGAAUACCUGCCUACAAAAAGCUCACAACAGAAGCAGCCCUUUCUGCUACAGCUGAACUAAGUACCAAAUCUCCCAGUGAUGCAGUAUUUCCCAUAACACAGCAGCGAAGCCAAUUAACAUCCCAAACAUUAGUCACGCCCGUCACACAGAUCAUUUCAUCUCCCAGGUUGAGGGGGAAGUUCUGGCACUCUGAACUUGCAGAAAGUGGCAAAACUUUCCUGGUUAACACUUUGACUAUAUUGAACUCUCUACAGAGCUUCACUCAGCAUACUCCCAUCUGGGAAGAAAAAAAAAACAAUUUUCUUAGAAGUUGGUCUGAUAAGACAGCUAACCAGGAAACCACAACCGCCAAUUUGGUUGGCCUAGAAUCUUUCUAUCACAGCAGGCUAGCCAAACCCAGGAUAAUUGGAGGGAAACUUGCAGCAUUUACUGUCCUGGCUAAUUCAGAUGCCUUCAUCCCUUGUGAAGCCACUGGUAACCCUCGGCCAACAAUACACUGGACCAAAAUAUCAUCAGAGGCUGAAGCCCUGAAACAAAAACGUGAAAACAGAUUUGAGGUCCUUCGUAAUGGAACUCUCUCCAUUGAGAACGUGAGCAUCCAGGACCGUGGACAGUACCUGUGUGUGGCUGCCAACCAGCAUGGCUCCGACAGGCUUCUGAUCACGUUGUCUGUGGUGGCCUAUCCACCUAGAAUCCUGGGAGGAAGGUCAAAGAUUAUUACUGUUCAUUCUGGCAAGCCAGUGUCCAUGAAGUGUACAACGGAAGGCCGUCCCACCCCUACCAUUUCCUGGAUCCUUGCUAACAAAACAUACAUCUCAGACUCUUCUGUGGGUAACAAGGUGGCUUUUGUGCAAGCAGAUGGCACGUUGAUGAUGAAGAAAGUCAGCGUGUAUGACAGAGGACUUUACACCUGCAUGGCAAGUAAUCCUGCAGGUUCAGAUACAAUGACAAUAAGGCUGCAAGUAAUUGCUGCCCCACCCAUUAUCCUGGAAGAAAAGAGACAGCACGUACUAGUGAGUGUGGGGGAAAGCUUGAAGCUUCCUUGCUCUGUUGAAGGAAGCCCUCAUCCAAAUGUUCACUGGGUCCUGUUUGAUGGAACUGUAGUGAAGCCCUUGCAGUAUAUAAAUGGUAAGCUUUUCCUAUUCCCUAAUGGAACCCUUUACCUCAGGAAUGUCGCUGUGUCUGACAGAGGAAAGUAUGAAUGUAUAGCUACCAGCUCCACUGGAUCUGAGAGGAGAGUGGUAAUUCUUCAGGUGGAACAUAGCGAUACAAUCCCUAGAAUUGCAGCUGCAUCUCAAAGACUGACUCAACUCAAUUUUGGAGACAGGCUGCUUCUGAAUUGCUCAGCUGUGGGAGAGCCAAAACCCAGAAUAAUUUGGAGAUUACCUUCCAAAGCUGUUGUUGACCAAUGGCACAGAAUGGGAAGUCGAAUCCAUGUACAUCCCAAUGGGUCCCUGGUUAUUGAUGCCAUCACAGAAAAAGAUGCAGGCAAUUAUUUAUGUGUAGCAAGAAACAAGAUGGGUGAUGACCUGAUCCUUAUGAAAGUUAGUGUGACAAUGAAACCUGCAAAAAUUGACCAGAAGCAGUAUUUUAAGAAACUGGUGCCUUAUGGAAAAGAUUUCAAAGUGGACUGUAAAGCUUCUGGGUCACCUGAACCAGAGAUAUCUUGGAGUCUGCCAGAUGGCACAGUGAUCAACAACGUGAUGCAAGCAGAUGACAGUGGGCAUAGGUCUCGGAGGUACAUUCUGUUCGACAACGGAACACUCUACCUCAACAAGGUUGGAAUAGCGGAAGAAGGGGACUACACAUGCUAUGCUCAGAAUACUCUUGGAAAAGACGAGAUGAAAGUACACAUAACAGUAGUAGCAGCUGCACCUCGUAUCAAGCAGAACGCUAAGACCUAUUCAAAGGUGAAAGCUGGAGAUACGGCAACAUUUGACUGCGAAGCCAUUGGACAGCCUAAGCCAAAGAUAUUUUGGCUGCUCCCUUCUAGUGACAUGAUUUCCGCUUCAAACAAUAGGUAUUUUCUGCAUGUUAAUGGAUCAUUGUCUGUCACUAAGGUGAGGUUGUUAGAUGCUGGAGAAUACAUAUGUGUUGCACGCAACUCUGGUGGAGACGAUACAAAGCUGUAUAAACUAGAUGUGGUCUCCAAACCACCUCUUAUCAAUGGCUUGUUUACAAACAAGACUGUCAUCAAAACCACAGCCAUAAAGUAUUCAAAGAAGCAAAUAGACUGUAGAGCUGAAGGAACACCCCCUCCCCAAAUCAUGUGGAUCAUGCCUGACAAUAUUUUCUUAACAGCCCCAUUCUAUGGGAGCAGAAUAACAGUACACAAUAAUGGGACUCUUGACAUUCGUAAUGUAAGAUCUUCAGAUACAGCCGAGUUUAUCUGUGUGGCUCGUAAUGAUGGGGGAGAAAGCAUAUUAGUGGUCCAGCUGGAGGUGCUAGAGAUGCUACGACGUCCAGUGUUUAAAAAUCCUUUUAAUGAGAAAGUAGUAGCAAAGGCUGGGAAAACAACCUUAUUGAAUUGUUCUGUAGAUGGCAACCCUCCUCCUGAAAUAAUCUGGAUGUUACCAAAUGGUACACGGCUCUUCAGGGGUGUCAGAACACUUCAGUACUACUUGGGAAGCAAUGGCACUCUCAUUGUCUAUAGCCCUUCUAAAGCUGAUGCAGGCAAAUAUCGGUGUGCAGCUAAAAACAAGGUUGGCUACAUUGAAAAGUUGAUUGUGCUAGAAGUUGGCCAGAAACCAACCAUUUUUACCCCCUCAGGAGGAGCAAUAAAGAGUAUUAGUGGGGAAUCAGUAUCUCUUCACUGUCUCGCUGCAGGGAAUCCCAAGCCAAGCAUCAUAUGGACAGCACCUAGUGGCUCUGUCCUAGAUCGACCUCAGAUUAAUGGAAGAUACACAUUAAUGGAAAAUGGUACUUUAGUUAUCAGAGAAACGACGAUUCAUGACAGAGGAAGUUAUGUGUGCAAAGCUCAGAACUAUGCUGGGGAUUCAUCGAUAGUGGUUUUUGUAAUGGUUAUAGCACAUCCACCACGGAUUACAAACAGACCGCCAAGAAAUAUACGUACUGUGGCUGGGGUAUCAGUUCAGCUUAAUUGCAUGGCAUUGGGAAUACCAAAUCCAGAAAUUACAUGGGAACUGCCCGACCACUCACUGCUUUCCACAGGCAGCAAAGGCAGACCAUCUGGAAGUGAACUUCUUCAUCCACAAGGAACGUUAAUCAUUCAGAAUCCAAGAUCUUCAGAUUCUGGCAUAUAUAAGUGUAUGGCUAAGAACCAGCUUGGCACCGAUUCCACAGUAACAUUUGUUCAAGUCAUCUGAAAUAAGAAAUAAUACUCUGAACAAUUGAUAACAAUAGUCUAAUCUGGACACAGUUUGAUUUCUGAAAACAUUUAAUCAAAAACAGAAUCCUAUCAGUCUCAAUACAGUUUUGAUUUUCAGUUGACAAGAGAUGAGCUAAGAGACAGGUACAUUUGGGGGUGGGAGGGAAAUGUAUUAUGAACUAUUUUUAAUUUCACAGAAAUUUUCAAAAAUCCUUAAGGCACUUAAUUUUGCCAUCACAGCAACAAUGAAUACCAACAUGGAACUACUUUACUUAAAAAUAUUUGUAAUAUAAUGAAGUGUUUAGUAUAAAGGUGGACGUUUUAAAAAUGCUUAUUUCCUGUUUGAUAGAAGUAUAACAUGGCACACACUGCAAAAAUAUGCAAAAGUAUGUAAAAAGAUCAAAUGUGUUUGCCAGUUGUUCCCCUAUGGACAUGUGUGAAUAUUUUGUAGUACUUUUACAAACAUUUUAACACAGCAAAACAUGCUGACUUAUUUGUAUACUAACAGUUUGUUCUUUUACAUGAAAGUCCUUUUUUGUGGGACAGUGGAAGAACCAAUGGAAAAUAGUUUAAUUACAUGGAUUUUUUUUAAAAAAGACACAAUAUGGAUUAUUUUUCUAAAAUAAAGAACCACCAAAUAUGCUUAUGAGGAAGUGUAGCUGUGUACCACAUUCUUAUUGCCAAAAAUUUAGCAGCUAAACUUUUUACAUUUUAAGAAAGGAUCUUAAAAUCUGGACCAUUUGUUAUAAUGCAUGUAUUUUUUUUGAAGUUGCUGGGAAACAAAAACUGAAAUAACAUCAUUUGAUUUCUAUAUCGCCCUUCAGGACAACCUAACACCCACUCAGAGCAGUUUACAAAGUAUGUUAUUAUCCUCAUGACAAUCACCCGGUGAGGUGGGUGGGGCUGAGAGGGCUCCUAGAAGCUGCUGGU